UUCCUCAAAGUGUGUAGCAGCCAGUGUUUGGACUUGGGAUAUUGUUUUUGCCUGUUUUGUCAGAAGCUCAGACACUCUGUUGCCAAAAGCCAACUUUUUGUUAUAAGACUACAUUUUUAACUUCUACAAUGAAAGGAGGCUCUCUCGCGCAGCUGCUGCUCGUCAUGUCGGUGCUGGCCAGAGACGCGUGGGGUCGCCCUGCCGCGCGGGACAAUGAUCCUCUCCGUGACCUCAACCUGGCCAUCCCCAUAGCCGAGUUCGUCUACCACCUGUCCAGCCAAGCGUACGCCGAGCUGCAGGAGAAGCCCUACCACGGAGAGCCCCCACGCGUGGCACCUUGGAGUCCCCCCAACGUGGUGAUGUCGUGUCACCCAGCCAGCUGGCAGGCGCCCAGCAAGAAGGACGAGGUCCUACAUAAGACGGACGACGAGCUGCUGCGCAUAUCUCUGGAGGUGCUGGAGUCGUGGAGCGGGGUGUUCCUGCGGACCCACGCCAUCCCGCUCGCCAAGCAGCUCGCCGCGAUGCAGCGCCUGCUACAGGACGGCGUUGCCACGAUGAGCGAGGGCAGGAAGCCCGCCCUGGAGUUCACCUCUGUCGGGGCGCUGCCCCCGGUCGACGAGAGCCUCCUACGCAAUCACCGGCAGGACCUGCUCAGCUGCUUCAAGAACGAUGCACACCGAGUGGUCACCUACCUCAAGGUCAUAAAGUGCCGACGCUUCCAUGACUGCAGCAAGCCCUGAAGCUCUCGCAAAGGGCAGCUGAGCGAUGUUAUACGUACGAGGAACGGGGUGGAACGUGGCUUCUGACUUGUACCAGAUUGUUGUGUUUUUUAUUGUUUGUUUGUUUGUUUUGGAGGAGAAGGGGAUGUGAACUAGACCCGCUUCGUCAAUUGCGUGAAGGUUUGCCGCCGAUAUUAAUCCGGUUCAUCCCUCUGCUUUGAUUUGGGAAGGUGCUUUACGCUCGUUGCUUUUAAAAUAAUAAUCUGGGACGACUAAGAAGCCACGUUUAGUCUAUUCUAUAACCAAGCCAUCAUCGCACCAUUUGCACUAUCGCUUUACUUUCUUUACAGGGGAACGGAGUGGGGGGGGGGGUCUAUGUAUGCAUCUCGACACACUUUCGCUAAUGUUAAUUGCAUAAAGUGAGUGGGGGUUUUCUCUGCAUUGAGUGGUCACAAAGGUACAAGGACAUUGGUCACCAUUGAGUAAAACAAGUAUACGUUGAAGGAAACAUUUUUAGUGGAAAAAAUAUUCAUCUUUUUUGGCGAAAGUACGUCUCUUUUGGUUGUUGUUUUCCUUACGUAACUCUAUUCAACACGCAAAAUUUUAGCAGCCGGUUGAAAAUCCGAGUGCGGCUUUCCGGGUUGGGCCACGCGCUGAGCGUUGCUUCUCUGAAGCUUUCGCCACUGCACUGCUGCGGCUGGCCAUCGUAAGGGGAUUGCGUGCGAAGAUGGACUACGGGAGAGUGUUUGCUGAGAAAGAGUGAGAGAAGAAAAGGCAUUUAUCGAUGUUCAACGCCAACCCGACAAAAACCACGCUCGGCUUACGUAACUCAUCAAUCAUAAUGACAUUAAUGAAAAGAUAGAAAGUAAUUUUAUUGAGGUGAAAUUCUGUUUUACCAAAGCACAUUAAACACCAUACUUUGGUCAUAAAUGAUGCAAACAGCACAUUUGUUGGAGUGUUGAUCUCAUUGCUAAUCUGGACCGAUAUCUUAGGUUUACAACAUUUGCCCUGUGUGGUGGUUUGCUAACUGAGCAGUUUUUUUUUCGUUCUCUCGGUCUUUUAAAGCAAAGCUUCACUUUUGAAACGACUCAUUGGCAAACCAGUGCAUUGCGCGUCCAGUGGAGGCUCGCGAGUGAUUAGAAUGUGUGCUUAUCGUGGCUAUCGCAAACUUUGCCUGCGCUUAUCCUGUCCUUAUCCAAAACUUCAUGUGAACACAAGCCCAGCUCUUCUCAGUAGAUGUAUAUAAUGUACCGAACUAUAUUAAAAAAAAAAUUGUUAU
Messenger RNA from Petromyzon marinus (sea lamprey), 1998 nucleotides. Its product is annotated as somatotropin. The record is from RefSeq and is a predicted model, not a curated record. Gene Ontology annotation, cellular component: extracellular region. NCBI's taxonomy places the organism in Eukaryota, Metazoa, Chordata, Hyperoartia, Petromyzontiformes, Petromyzontidae. Gene Ontology annotation, molecular function: hormone activity. Gene Ontology annotation, biological process: growth hormone receptor signaling pathway; positive regulation of growth; animal organ development.